This is a messenger RNA of Homalodisca vitripennis (glassy-winged sharpshooter), 5156 nucleotides long. RefSeq lists its product as uncharacterized. Gene Ontology annotation, biological process: regulation of RNA splicing. Bases 402 to 4367 code for a protein of 1321 amino acids. Lineage: Eukaryota; Metazoa; Arthropoda; Insecta; Hemiptera; Cicadellidae. Gene Ontology annotation, cellular component: nucleoplasm; ribonucleoprotein complex. The transcript is spliced from 4 exons. Gene Ontology annotation, molecular function: RNA binding. The record is from RefSeq and is a predicted model, not a curated record.
AUGUUCUAUAUUCUACUCUUGAAUAAUUACGUGUUGUGGAAGUUAAUUAAGUUCAAAUCUUUACAUUUGUAGAUAUAAAAUUAAUGCUUUUUGUUGUAAAUCGUUAAUAGUUACUUUGACGUAAUAGUUAUGUUACAACUUGUUCAUUUAUUGACUGCGCUUUUUAAUUCUGGAAUAGUAUUAUUGAACUAGUAAGUUAGGUCCUUCGGCGUGGCCAAGGCCAUUUUGUUUGCUGUAAAAGAUUCGUGUGAGAUUUAGGGUUUGCGUCCUCUUCGUACGGUAAUAUUUUACGUUUUCAAUUCUUGGGAUUUAAAAUCAUAUUGAAAGCCAUCUUUCAUUGGAGAAGACCGAAGAUAACAUAUUGUUGAUUCUAAUCUUAAGGCAGUCUGCAGAGAGCAGAAAUGAGUGUCAUUAUUCGCCUGCAGAACCUGCCUUGGUCAGCCAAUGCCCUUGACAUCCGUCAGUACUUCCAUGGUCUCUCCAUCCCUGAGGGUGGAGUCCACAUUGUGGGCGGCGAACUGGGAGAUGCUUUUAUUGCCUUUAGCACAGACGAAGAUGCUCGUCAGGCUAUGCUUAUCGAUGGUGGAAAAAUAAAAGAAGUAAAAAUUAAGCUCUUCCUCAGUUCUCGCUCUGAAAUGCAGAAAGUUAUAGAAACAGCCCGUGCCCAGAGCUUGAGUUUACAAUCCUUCAUGCAGAUGUCUUCAGCACAAAUUCCUGUUGCAACUCCAAUGACAGCUACACACAUACCACCCACACCUGUUCAGACGGCCCCAGCAUUGCCACCCAUGCCUCCAGUCAGUCAGAUGCCUACAAAAUCUGCAACCCCAGAGAUCAAGCCACCACCGCUUCCUUCUGUUUCUGCAGUACCAACAGCUCCUACCACCCCAGAGGCUGUCAAAGUUGAAAUUGAACAGGAAAAAAAGGACCAGGAUAAUGAAAGUGUAUCUAGUAGAGAUGCUAAACGUGGCCGAAGAAAUGGACGUUCUCGUUCAAAAUCGAAAAAUAGAUCAAAAUCUAGAGAUAGAUCUAAAUCCAGAUCCAAAUCUAGAGACAGAUCAAGCUCUCGAGAUAGAAGUUACAGACGUAAGGACCGUUACAGAGAUCGUAGGAGGAGAGAUAGGAGUCGUAGCAGGGAUCGUCGGGACAGAAGAAGGUAUAGGGAUCGUAGCAGAUCUAGAGACAGAUCCCGCAAGUCCUCUAAAGAUAGAAAACGAGAUUAUGAUCGAAUUGAUCGUAACAGUUCAGAAAACAGUAAUGGUGCUAAGAAUGUAGAAGUGCCUGAUAAAAAUUCAGAGAUACCUCUUCCAACAGCAGUUGAGGUACCAGCAGUCCCAACAUCAAAACCUGGAUUCAGUAAUUCUGGUUGGGUAUCAGUUGGAUCUACUGAAAAACCUACUGUUAGUCCAUCUCUCACAAAUCCUAUUGGAUUUAGUAUUAGUAAACCAACAUCAGCAGCUCCUCAUCAGCCUGCACUUCCACGUCCAAGCGCCCCUCAAGUAGUUUCUCAACAAAUAAAUAUGCCACCACAUCAGGUUCAGGCAUCUCAACAAAUAGCUACUACACAACAGAGUCAAAUACCUCACCCCAUGGUAAUACCUCAGCCACCAUCAUUUCCCCCUAUGCCAAUGAUGAAUCCAAAUGAUCUUGAUGGAAGGUUUGGUCCCCCAGGUUUUCCUAUUAUCAAUGCACGUCCAUUGAACAACGUCUCAACUAAUGCUGUGUUUGGACAGAACCAAUCUCAAUUAACACCAAAUGAAGCAAAUAAAGUCAUGCAACAAAAUCAAACUGCUCCAAUACACCCUUCUCUUGGUUGGCCACCUAUGAGUGCUCUUCCUUUCACACCUUCACAGCAAAAUCCAAGUGGAAUGAAUUCUUUAGAAAAAUCAGUUACUACAGUUCAAACAAAUAUGGGAAUGGGGAUGUUUGUCAGACCAUUAACCACACCAUCUAAUGAAAAAUUUCAACCUGCUUAUCUACAACAAGAUCCAAGAAUGCAAAGUUUAUUUAAUACUCAGCCAGCAAGAAAUGAUUUUAGAUCUACAGUGACUCAGAUGAACAACUUAAGUCCACAAAAACCUCAAAAUUAUGGAGAGAGAGAUUUUGGUUCUACAAAUUCUCGAGAUGUGAACUCAAAUGCCUGUAUAGAAAUUAGAAACAUGUCUAUGAACACAACAAUUUUAGAUAUACGUAGAUUUUUCCAAGGAUUACAGAUACCAAAUGAUGGUGUAAAAAUUAUAACAGAUAAGAAAGGCAAUAAAGUUGGUAUGGCAUACGUUCGUUUUACAAAAUCGUACUUCAAGGACUUGGCUCUUAAAAAAUCUGGUCAAUCAUUAAAGGCAUCUGUUGUUGAAAUAUUACACAUUGAUGAUAAUAUCUUUGAUAAGGCCACUGACUUUUCAGAAUUUUCAGGAAACUACUUCAAUAACUCACAAGGAUACCAAGAGGCCUACAAUGAUCCAUUUAAUGAACAAGAUGUGCAGUCGGAACCAUUCACAGAUUUAGUAAUACAUGAUGUACCUCCAUAUACUAAGGAUAGAGACAUUUCCAAUCUGUUCAAAGGAUUUAAAAUAGAUGAUGCAUUUGUACUGGCAAGAACUGGAAGAAAAACUGCAACUGGAUAUGUUAGGUUCCGGACUCCAGCAGAAGCUAGAAAAGCACUGUUAACUUCUUCAAGGCUUACCAUUGGUUACACACAUAUUAAGGCAAAUAUCUGUUAUGAGCAAGAAUUUGAUGAUGCAAGGGAUCGUAAAAAUAUGGAAGAAACUGAUGAAGAAACCAUGGAUCCUAAGGAUCUAGGGUAUAGUCCUCAUGAAUCUAGAAGUUCUCGUGAUGCUAAGAAGUAUUCAUUAUUUGAUUAUAAUGAAGAGAGACCAGAGCCAAGACCAGACCCAAGAUACAAUCAAGCUGAUAAGAGAGUACAAGGAAAAGGUUUGCUACCAACACCUUCAGUGAGACCGUUUGAUCCUAGAUCAACCACACAAAUGAGCAAUUCAAACAAUAACUAUCAGUCACGCUUUGAUAGGCGACAAGAUAUACCACCUCGCCCUCCAAGGGAAGAUUUUCACAGUAGAAAACCAUAUUCUCGGGAAGACUAUCAUCAGAAGCUAUAUCCUAGAGAAAGUCGAUUUCAACCAAAUCCUAAAGAUGAAGGAAGUCGAUUCCAACCAAAUCUUCCCAGAGUUGAAUUAAGUAAAAAACAAACAUCAGAAGAAGAAUACCACAAGAAAUCUCAACAAGCACAAGAAGAAAAGUUCAAUAAAUCUCAAUCACAGCAACCAUUAAACACAACAGAACAUGUAAUGUCUUCAGAAAAACAUACACCAAUCCAAAAUCCUUCUUCAGAAUUGACAAAGAACGCUGUCAAUGAAAAAUUAGAAAGCAAGAAAGUCACUGAAAUAAAAUUUGAAAAAUCUGAUAAGGAAGAUCAGAACACAUCUGAACAAGUUAUUCAGAAUGAAAUCGCUGUAACAAUUCCAUCUCAGAGUGAAAAAGUAACCACAUCUGAAGGGUUAGCACCUAAAGUGGAAGCUGAGGUAGAGAAGUUGGAAGAAGUGACUGUAGAGAAAAUUAACCAAAUGGAGCAGGAACAUCCCAAACCAGUUCAACAAGAGGCUGAAGAAAAUCAAGAUGACCUCAUUGACACUGACUGUAUUUUUCUCAGAGGUCUGCCAUUUAAUGCUACUGAUAGAGAUAUUUUGGACUUCUUUUCAGAUGAAGGAAUUUCCCCUACACAAAUUCAUAUAAUGUUGGAUAAGCAAGAUAAACCUGCUGGUGAUGCUUUUUGUGAAUUCAGUUCAGUCGAUGAAGUGAUCAGAGCACUAACAAAAAAUCAAACAUUAAUGGGCCGAAGUGUAGUGUGCGUUGAACCAGUAUCCAGAGAAGAGAUGAUGUCAGCUCUAGGUGUUGUUGUUCCUCACCCAGAUCAUACGCAUUCUGACUUCCCAAGGGGUUACCCACAUCCAAAUUUUCACAGGCCUGAUCAUCGUUAUCCUCGUAUGCACAUUUCAGGAGGGUACCCACCUCACUUUCCACCCAGAGGUAGGGGAAGGGGAACCUUCCGUGGAAGGCAUCAUCCUCCUACAGAACGGGAAUUGGAGUCACAAAAUGUAAAUGCUUUCGGUAAACCUGGCUGUGUUGUAGCCCUUGAAAAUGUUCCUUACAGGGCAGAAGUACAAGACAUUCUGGAAUUUUUCAGGGGAUUCUGUGUCUUUAGAGAUAAUGUCAUUAGAAGAUUUGAUGAAAGUGGGAAACCCACCGGUGAUGCAAGAGUAUGUCUUAGUUCUCCACUGGAGGCUCAUCGAGCAAUAAGGACUUUAAAUUUCAGACAGAUAUUCAACCGACAAAUCCAUGUAACUUUAGUGCAAUAAGAAGUUAAGUGUUGGCAUUUCAGUAUCUUGAGCCAUAUUAUUUAUAUUUUCAAAACUUAAAGAAUAAUUGUUGAAUUAUGUUUUACUUAUUACAUGAUUUUCAUUUAAGUAAAAUACAUAAAGAAAUUAGUUUUUAUACAAAUUUAUUGAACUAAUCGCAUACACAAUGUACUAUGUAGCCUUUCUUUCUGAUGUUUAUGUAAUUAACAUCCAACACAUGGAUAACCAAAUUUAUUUGCAUGAAAGGAAUCACUGUAGUAAUAAAAUAAGCUUUACAGUAAAAGUAAGAAAAAAUAGUUGACCAAAGAUUAAAGAACUAUUAGGGUAUAUUUUAUGUCAAAGUUGAUACAGACAAGGAAACAAUGUUUUAAAUUGUGUACAACUGAGAAGAUUAAACCUUUUUAUUUAUAUGCUAUAUGCUUAGUAAAUCAAGAAUAUUUACAUUACUACUUACAAACCAGGAAUAUUAAAAAAUUCAAAGAAGAUGUUUACAACUGUAUUGUUUGUUUUGAGUCAAUGUUAGCACAUUGUAUGAAGUGGUUAAUUUUGUGUAUAAUGUUUAAUUAAAGAUCUCAUAUUGGGAUGAAUGUUCCAUUCUGUACAUAGUCUAUGUUAUUGUUAUUCUUACUGUAAAUAGCAGUAAUCCAACUGUUUCUUUUUUACAUACAUCAUAGUUCACAUUAUUAAUCAUUCAUAAGUGUACACAAAUUUAAUUUUUAAAUAGUACCUAUGUAUAUAUUUUUGAUGACAUCUAGGGAGAUUUUCAAAUAAAAUGCAAUACAAUAACAA